Aspergillus novofumigatus IBT 16806 is the source of this 1892-nucleotide messenger RNA. It is a transcript of the gene dbp5, whose product is annotated as ATP-dependent RNA helicase DBP5. Gene Ontology annotation, molecular function: RNA binding; RNA helicase activity; ATP binding. Lineage: Eukaryota; Fungi; Ascomycota; Eurotiomycetes; Eurotiales; Aspergillaceae. The record is from RefSeq and is a predicted model, not a curated record. Gene Ontology annotation, cellular component: nucleus; cytoplasmic stress granule. The transcript has 6 exons. Bases 282 to 1751 code for a protein of 489 amino acids. Gene Ontology annotation, biological process: poly(A)+ mRNA export from nucleus.
GUCACGGCUUGAUACCUUGGGGAUUUGAGCUUGAAUAGCUAUCAUCUUGCCAUUCGCAUCGGUGUCAGUGCGAUUUCGGCUCUUGGUCCUUGCACGGUGAUAAAGUCCCUCCUUUAUUCAUCUGAUUCUAUCCUUACUCUUGUCUAUCUUUCAUUUACCCCGCUGUUUGCCUCUCCACAGAGCUCUGGGUGUUGCCCGCCUGCUCACAGCUUUCGAAACUGCUGGACCACCUUUUCGUCUCUGGUCUCUAGUCUCUUCAAUUUCUCUUGAAGUCACCUAUUAUGGCCUCAGAGCAGCCAGUCGAAGCCGCCCCAACGGGCGGUUCUCUCGCCGAUCGCAUCACGGAACCCAAUGAAUCAAACACUUCCGAAACCCCCGCGCCCCCAGCCGAUCAGACAGAUGGCGCUCCCGCGCAACUUGGUGGCUCCGACCUCCACGAACCGGAGUACAACGUUGAAGUCAAGCUCAGCGAUCUGCAAGCCGACCCCAACAACCCACUCUACUCUGUGAAGAACUUUGAGGACCUUGGACUCGACCCGCGAAUUCUGAAAGGGCUGUCGAGCAUGAACUUCCGCAAGCCUUCGAAAAUCCAAGAACGCGCCUUGCCUCUACUGUUGAACAACCCUCCCAAGAACUUGGUCGGCCAAUCCCAGUCCGGUACCGGAAAGACCGCCGCUUUCGUUCUGAACGCUUUGAGUCGUGUCGACCUGUCGACGGAGCAAAUGCAGAAGACCCCUCAGGCACUGAUUUUGGCCCCUACGCGAGAGCUUGCCCGUCAGAUCCUCGGCGUCGUCCAAGUCAUGGGUCAAUUCGUUGAUGGACUCAUCAUUGGUGCAGCUGUUCCGACCGAUAGAGACAGCCGUCCCAAAAGACUGGAGUGCUCUAUUGUGGUUGGCACUCCCGGAACCGUAGGGGACAUGAUCAAGAGGCGUACUUUUAUCCCCAACAAGCUGAAAGUGCUCGUUCUUGACGAGGCCGAUAACAUGCUCGACCAGCAAGGUCUCGGCGAUCAGUGCAUCCGUGUUAAAGCUCUUCUGCCGCGAGAUAUUCAGGUCGUCCUAUUUUCAGCCACUUUCCCAGAACACGUUCAUCAAUACGCGUCGAAGUUUGCACCUAAUGCGAACGAGAUUACACUUCAGCACGAAGAAUUGACUGUUGAGGGAAUCAAGCAGCUCUACCUUGACUGUGUGGAUGGAGAGGACAAGUACAAAACCCUUGUUCAACUUUAUGGACUGCUUACAGUCGGAUCGUCGAUUAUUUUCGUCCAGACUCGUGCAGCAGCUCAAGAAAUCGAGAAGCGAAUGACGGCUGAAGGACACACUGUUGUAUCAUUGACUGGUGAGAGGGAUCCCUCAGUGCGAGACGCGAUCAUCGAUCAGUUCCGAAGAGGCGAAGCCAAGGUCUUGAUCGCGACCAAUGUACUUGCCAGAGGAAUUGACGUUUCCACUGUCUCUAUGGUUAUCAACUAUGAUAUUCCAGAACUCCAUCAGCCCAGCGUGCCUGGACGACAGGCAGAUUUCCAGACUUACUUGCACCGUAUCGGUCGUACGGGUCGUUUCGGUCGUGUCGGUGUCUCUAUCUCAUUCGUGUCGAACCGCGAGGAAUGGGAAAUGCUCAACCAGAUUCAGACAUACUUUAACUGUGAGAUUCAGCGCGUUGAUACCAAGGACUGGGAUGAGGUGGAGGAUAUUAUUAAGAAGACCAUCAAAAAUUCGCGCGCCAAUCCAAAAUUCGCCGGCGGGAAGGAAUAGAGGACGGCUAGCUCCGGCGCUGUCUAUUGUCUGACGAAUGAAUGGCUUGGGCUAUGUUUUACGUGUACACAGUGAUGAUAGUAAACUUUGAUGGCUACAACAUAUGGAAGGAGAAUAAUAGAUACCAUUGACUGUCAACCC